Molecule: messenger RNA, 1221 nt
Organism: Rhinopithecus roxellana (golden snub-nosed monkey)
Lineage: Eukaryota; Metazoa; Chordata; Mammalia; Primates; Cercopithecidae
Gene: ATXN7L3B
Product: ataxin 7 like 3B
Exons: 1
Coding region: 337-630 (97 amino acids)
Biological process (GO): regulation of gene expression
Source: RefSeq, a predicted model, not a curated record
UCUGAGGAGCGGAAGCGGGGAGGCGGGGCUAGGCUCGACAGGGGAGCGGAAGAGGCCCCGGCGGCUGGGUGAGGCGCUGAGACGGUUUGGCUGUGUGUCCUGGGCCAGGCGCAGCUAAAAGGCCCGCAACCCGGGGAACGCCAAAACAAACAGAAGGACUUGGGAUUCCGGAGCAGUCGCCCCUGUUGCUGCUGCUGCCGCCGCGGACACCACCGACCCCGCUGCCAGAGGACUGGGCUCUGAAAGGCGUCUAGGCCUAGGCGCGGCCCGCGGAGCCAGACGUGUUGCUGCCGUGAGUAAAACGAGCGCCCUCUCCGCAGUCGUUUACAAAUUAAAAUGGAGGAAAUUUCGUUGGCCAAUCUGGAUACUAACAAGCUAGAGGCCAUCGCUCAGGAGAUUUACGUAGACCUGAUAGAGGAUUCUUGUUUGGGAUUCUGCUUUGAGGUGCACCGGGCAGUCAAGUGUGGCUACUUCUACCUGGAGUUCGCAGAGACUGGUAGCGUGAAGGAUUUUGGCAUUCAGCCAGUGGAAGACAAAGGAGCGUGCCGCCUACCGCUUUGCUCCCUUCCCGGAGAACCUGGGAAUGGGCCUGAUCAGCAGCUGCAGCGCUCACCUCCGGAAUUCCAGUAGCUGCAAAAUGAGAGUCUCAAAGUGGCCAGGACAAUAACAGACUGGUCCUGUGGCUUGGAGGAGUAAGCUAAGUAGAAAAAAAGUAGAAAAAUCAGACAAAAGUUCUAAUUCCCCUUGAAGAUACUAGCAUUUAAAAACCCAAAGUGGAUAGUUUAGGAAUCCUUUUUUUAAAGUGUAUUACCUGGAGCAAGCUCUGAAGCCCUGGGCAGGAGGAGCUGCACAGCCUGCGGGCCAUGCAGUGCCUGUUGAAAUACACCAGGAUGUGCGCAAGAUCCUGUAGUGCCCCCCAGUGCACAGGUGAGCAGUUGUGUGCCCAGCAUAUAAAAUUUUUGGUUCCUCAGCCUUUCUGUCUGCCUGAUGUCAAGGGCUUCCUGGACAGUUUGGACAUCACAGUCUGUCAGGCCGUAAUCAGUGGCCUGCAGUGGGACUGCCCCUUUGAUAUCUGAACCUUUGAUAUGGGCUUCUCUGAGACAAGAAAAUGUCAGGUGCAAGAUCUGGAUACUAACAUUUUCAAUUUGUGAAAUCCAAGGAAAAGAAGUCUCAAGUGUGAUAGGGAAGCUCUGUAGCCUUGACUCCAGCAAGAAGAAAAGG